Messenger RNA from Oryzias melastigma (Indian medaka), 2804 nucleotides. RefSeq names its product solute carrier family 39 member 7 (gene slc39a7). Gene Ontology annotation, biological process: zinc ion transmembrane transport; intracellular zinc ion homeostasis. The record is from RefSeq and is a predicted model, not a curated record. NCBI's taxonomy places the organism in Eukaryota, Metazoa, Chordata, Actinopteri, Beloniformes, Adrianichthyidae. Gene Ontology annotation, cellular component: membrane. The transcript has 8 exons. The coding region runs from base 843 to 2324 and encodes 493 amino acids. Gene Ontology annotation, molecular function: zinc ion transmembrane transporter activity.
UCUUUUUCUUGUUUUCUUGUGAGGGUAUGGUAUAUUCAUUGUAUAUUGGUGUUAUAUUAGUUGUUUUGUUGAUUUUUUUUUCAUUAAAGCUUAACACUUUUCACAAUAGGAAUGUAAAAAAAAUAUUAAGUAAAAUAAAGUAUUGUGUGGUUGAGUAUAAAUUAUGAUCUGCAUCAAUUUUCUUUUUAUGCGUACAUUAGUGGGCUUACAAGAUAUACAGAUUGCUUUAAAUAAAUGCCAGCUGCAAUGACAAUCUGAAUUCCUCUGUUUUGACAAUCUUCCAGAGAAACCACCGUCCAAGCUAUUUUAACCUAUUUUUGUUUAAUACUAUGUAGUUUUUUUUUGUUUGUUUUUUGCAUGGCAUAUGCUUGCCAAAGUUGAUUUAUGCAACUCUUCAGGAAUAAAACCAGACCAAAAUAAUGUUAAAAAGGUUUGCAGAAGACAUGGAAGAACUGAAGAGGUCCCAAAUCUACUUUAUUGCAAUGAGGUAUGGGGUAAUGCUUGCAAAAGUUAUACUAAAAGAUUAAGCUAACUACAAAAUAAAGUUAUGAAAAUAAUAAUUUAUACAGCACCGAUAGAUACCCAUGAUCUUUUUGUUAAAUCUUAGUCCCUCAAAUUUCCAUAUCUUGUUCAGUUAGAGUUUAAGUCUAUGGUUUUGACCAUGUGGAAGAUCAAAAACAGUGAACACGAAACAUCGCGAGAUUUUAAUUGUGGCUGUGGGAAUGCCACGUCUGAGCAGCAGCAUCGACGCAGGCGGGAUCAUUAGCGUGUUUACACCCUGGAACAAAGAGUUAUCAAGACACCUGACGCGCAGACACAGCUGACACAACCCGAGGUGUAAAAUGGGCUUCAUCCGGUUCCUGGUGCUGACACUGGCCACAUGUGCAGUCCUACUGUUAGCAUUUCAUCCAGUCACUUCUCACAGCCACUCCCACGGGGAUCACGGACAUGCUCACUCACAUGGACACCAUCACCACCACCACCACGGUCAUGAUGGAGAGGACGACCACGGUCCGCAGGUGAAGAUGUUCCAUGGAGCAAGCAAAUGGAGUGCUGAGGCCAACCUUCCCGUGCAAGAAGAGGAGCAUCACGGACAUGCUCACUCUCACGAUCACGGACAUGCUCACUCUCACGAUCACGGACAUGCACACGCUCAUGAUCACGGACAUGCACACUCUCACGAUCACGGACACGCUCACUCUCACGAUCACGGACAUGCACACUCUCACGAUCACGGACAUGCUCAUGAUCAUGGACACGCUCACCAUGAAGAUAUUGUUCGGGUUUACAAGGAAGAGGCCGAACAGAGACACUCACAUGGAGCAGAGGGAGGAAAACGGGGACCCAGUGGAGAGAAGAGGGAUGUGGUGGAGCUGUGGACACAGGCUGUCGGAGCUACUCUGCUCAUCAGCGCUGCUCCUUUCCUCAUCCUGUUCCUCAUCCCGGUUCAGUCCAACAGCGACCAGCACCAGAACCUGCUCAAGGUUCUGCUCAGUUUUGCAUCCGGGGGGCUGCUGGGUGACGCAUUCCUCCACCUUAUUCCACAUGCACUUGAGCCUCACUCCCAUCAUGAAGACGAACAUCACGGACACUCACACGCUAGUGAAGACGACCACGGACAUUCCCACGGCGCCGCUCAUGGUCACAUGAUGUCCGUGGGCCUGUGGGUUCUCUGUGGCAUCAUCGCCUUCCUGGUCGUGGAAAAGUUUGUCCGGCUGUUGAAGGGCGAAGACGGGCAUUCCCACGGUCACUCCCACAGUCACUCUCGCGCUCCUGCCAAAGAAAAGCACAGUGAUGGGGAAGAAGAAAAAGAAAAGAAGAAGAAAGAUGACAAAGAUGCAAAGGUGUCAAAGAAAGAAGAGAAGAGCUCAGAUAUUAAGGUGUCGGGUUACCUGAACCUGGCAGCUGACUUCACGCACAACUUCACCGACGGCCUCGCCAUCGGAGCGUCAUUCCUGGUGAGUCCAGCAGUGGGUGCCAUCACCACAGUGACCAUCCUGCUGCACGAGGUCCCCCAUGAGAUCGGAGACUUCGCCAUUCUGGUGCAGUCUGGCUGCACUAAGAAGAAGGCCAUGUGUCUGCAGCUGCUGACUGCUUUGGGGGCGCUGGCAGGGACAGCUUGCUCCCUUAUGGCUGAAGGUGUGGGCGCCACGGCAACAGCCUGGAUCCUGCCCUUCACAGCUGGGGGGUUUAUUUACAUUGCCACAGUGACUGUGCUCCCCGAGCUGCUGGCAGGACGCUCCAGUUUUGGCCAGUCGCUCAUGGAGAUCCUGGCUCUGCUGUUCGGAGUGGAGAUGAUGGUUCUGAUCGCAGAGUACGAGUGAGACGCUCCAUGGACAAUUUCAGUUUCCUUCAUAGGUGUCUCUUUUUUAAGAUAUGAGGGGGAAAACAGUUCAUAGGCACUUCCUUAAUUCACUUUUUUUGUAUUUUUUAAAACUUGAAUCUUUUCAUUAAGGACGCACAUCAGAAGGGAAGGUUUUUUUUUUUUUCUCCUCCACGGCUUCGAUAAGCUGCAGUUUGACAUCAGCGAAAAAUGGGCCAAAACACUAGAUGUUCUCUGCUGCGUCAGACUGAUGGUUCUGUGAAAAGUCUGAGUUUCAGUUCAUAGUUUACAUUCCAGACAAAAAUAACUUUUGCUUUUGUAAAUGUGCUCCGAAAGGCUUCGUGUUUUUUGUUGAGAUUGUAAAAGGAUCAGCUGUUAUGACUCAAGCCUUCACAUGGCAACUUCUUUUAAACUUCCUGAAACAAUGAAAAUGCCUGCAGCUGUGCUGAACAUCCAAAUAAAUCAACGGUUAUCAGUUUCA